Endocarpon pusillum Z07020 is the source of this 837-nucleotide messenger RNA. RefSeq lists its product as uncharacterized. The coding region runs from base 1 to 837 and encodes 278 amino acids. The transcript has a single exon. The record is from RefSeq and is a predicted model, not a curated record. Lineage: Eukaryota; Fungi; Ascomycota; Eurotiomycetes; Verrucariales; Verrucariaceae. Gene Ontology annotation, molecular function: oxidoreductase activity.
AUGUCGUCCUUAAUACCUGGUGAAAUGCUCGCUGCCCAGGUCGUGAAGGUGACACACCCUUCUCCUUCCUGUCACAUCCAACCAGUGACUAGUUAUUCUCAGUUCAAUGAAAGGUACCAAAUCCAUAAGAUUCCCACCCCGAGGUCCCUUGGUCCAAAUGAAAUCCUCCUCAAGACUGCUGCUGCUUCUCUUUGCCAUACCGAUUUAUUGGUCACCGCAGGCAAGUUUCCAACGAAACUGCCACGCACUGCCUCACAUGAAGGAACCGGUAUUGUCCAGGCGGUUGGCUCGGCUGUCAAGGACUUCAAGAUUGGCGACAGAGUCAUGGCUGGGCUACCCAAGAGACCAUGCGGAGACUGCAUCAAUUGCAAAGGACCUGAGAAUUGGCAUCAGUAUUGUCAAAACAUCGAGGGUUGCAUCGGCUUCCUUGUCGACGGCGCAUUCGCAGAAUAUCUUGUUGCUGACUCUGCCUUCUCGGCAAAAGUUCCAGAUGAUUUGAGCCUGGUAUCGGCGGCGCCCCUAGCAUGUGCAGGUAUCACAAUCUGGGGAGGCAUCGUCAGAGCCGCAGUGCCAAAGAACGGCUGGCUGGCCAUUGUUGGUAGCGGAGGUGGACUGGGCCAUCUGGGCAUUCAGAUGGCACGUGUAAAAGGAAUCAAUGUCAUCGGGAUUGACGCACCAGAUGAAGGAAUAGCGCUGAGCAAGGAAGCAGGAUGCGAGCAUGUCUUCGACGCAAGAAAAGGCAAAGAAGAAGUAGUCAGAGAGGUACAGGCCUUGACGAAUGGACUUGGAGUGGAGGCAGCCAUCAAUGUUUCGUAUCACGAAUAUCAUGCGGCGUGA